Temnothorax curvispinosus is the source of this 858-nucleotide messenger RNA. RefSeq lists its product as uncharacterized. The record is from RefSeq and is a predicted model, not a curated record. The transcript is spliced from 2 exons. NCBI's taxonomy places the organism in Eukaryota, Metazoa, Arthropoda, Insecta, Hymenoptera, Formicidae. Bases 200 to 619 code for a protein of 139 amino acids.
GAACAAACCUUUUUUCUCUUUGGAGCAAAAGGGCAAGAAAAAAGACGAAUAUCCGAUACGAGAUUUUCAUCAAAUUGUAUUCCAAUUUUGUGAUUUCGUACAUGAUUGAGGCCGACUCGAAAGUAGCCUCAACAUAAAGUGUAGAUAAGGCACACGAAGAUCUCUCACGAGGAUACAAUUUUAAUUUCGAAUCCCUGCAAUGUUGGGCAACGUAGCAAAAAACAGUCUCUUACUGCGCGGUAAGAGUGUACUGCUUAAAAGGUACAACGCACCACAGGUAGCAUAUAGUGUCAGAAGUAAAUGGGACACGGUGUCUUCUAAGUAUCAGAGCACAGCAUUGGAAAGCGAGGAUGACGGUGCCGAUCGGCCCAUAAAAUAUUCCACGUCGAAAGCCGCUACCAUGAGAAUCGACGAGUAUCGCGAUCCGAUAGGAGAUAAAUAUCCGUGGUAUCAGGGAAUGGUUAUUUCGACGAGUAUAGCUGUAUUCCUAGUUUAUUUCUGUAUCCUGAGAGAGGAAAACGAUAUUGAUAUGUUACUCGAUACCGAUUUGGGAGAAUCGCUGAGCAAAAUGCAGAAGGAAUUAGAAGAGAAACAGAAUGUUAAAGUUAAAUUGAAGUAGGACAUCUCUGUUUAUCCGAAAUGCUACCUCACGGGCUGUUUCGUAAAAUUCUGUUAUGCAAUACAUUGUUUUGUUAUGUAAAAUGUUCAUGCUUUUCAUAAGUAUACGUUAGCAGACGCUUAAUUCAGUUCACAGUAAUAUUUAUACUAAAUGUAUACUGUACAGAGUGCUAGGAAAGAGAUUUGUUAAGAGAAAUGUCUUGGUGUAAAUAAAAGAUGUCUUUUAUUGUAAACGAAAAA